UUAAACGCAUCUCCACUCGCAGCUCCCGGUGUUACUUGCCACUUCUAUGGUCUAAUAAUUCUUCAAAUCAGCUUAGUCCAUACUCAAAGAACCCACCUAUAUUAUCCCCCCCUCCAGACUCCCAAACACUCCAGAGAAGCAAAACCAAAAAAUGUCGCUUGUUCUGGCGCCACCACCGCCGCUGUUUGUCUACCCAAAUACGGUCUCACCACCACCAUCCACCCAUUCCAAGGGCUCAUUUGGGGCUGUCUUCAUAGUCUUGGCUGUGAUUUUUGUUGUAUCCGCCAUUGCUUGCUUCCUUGGUAGACUCUGCAACCGACAUUAUUCCCGUCCAAAGCCCAGGCGCGAGUCACAAGAUCACACCACCCACCCAAAGCCCAGACGAGAGUCACAAGACUAUACCUUCCAACCAAAAGAAGGUGGUGUUGACCUGGAAUUUGGGUUCAAGAAGGGGAUUCCAACUCCCAAACCGGCUGUCAAUGGAGGGAGGAAGGACUCUAUACCAAGUUUUAGUUUCGAAACCAGAGAAGACAUCAAAGCUGCAGAAAAUGGAGCACCUAAAGCAAGGGGAUGACAAGAGAGAAAAGCAGCUCUUCCUAUGCAAAGCAGCUCUUCAUAUGCCACUCUUCAUGAAACCGAUCCGUAGCUUUUUCCAUCAAAAGCUCUAUUCUGUUUUUCAUUUCAAAAAAUGUAUGGUUGUGUUUGUCAAGUGACAUGUAAUAUUGUCUCCAAACAUUACAAAUUUGAGAACAGAUAGGAACUUUCAAUCA
Molecule: messenger RNA, 770 nt
Organism: Macadamia integrifolia
Lineage: Eukaryota; Viridiplantae; Streptophyta; Magnoliopsida; Proteales; Proteaceae
Exons: 1
Coding region: 152-574 (140 amino acids)
Source: RefSeq, a predicted model, not a curated record